Molecule: messenger RNA, 1678 nt
Organism: Salarias fasciatus (jewelled blenny)
Lineage: Eukaryota; Metazoa; Chordata; Actinopteri; Blenniiformes; Blenniidae
Product: T-cell surface protein tactile
Exons: 7
Coding region: 90-1391 (433 amino acids)
Biological process (GO): cell-matrix adhesion; inflammatory response
Source: RefSeq, a predicted model, not a curated record
AUAGUCGCUGCACCGUUCUUCUGCCUCAACAGACAACGCGUUUCUGUCUUUUGCUGAAUCCCCCGAUGGAUUCAGCCUGAUUGAUCGUAAUGAGUUUUGGUAACUCAAACAUGGAUGGGAGUGCACUGGGAGCAACCUUUUCUCUGCUGCUUCUUGCCUCUAUUAUUCAAGGGUUCCAGGUUGGUGCGGGGUUGCAUUAUGACGAGGAAGCUGCAGUCGGCCAGAGUAUUACCUUACGCUGCAGCAUAAAGAACUAUACUAAUCUCAAGCUCUCCAAUAUAGAAUGGAGCAAGAAAAAUGGCAUAAAGCUGGUCGUUUACAGCUUCGACUAUGGAGAAUAUCGGUUUCAGCAUAAUCUCACCCACCAAAUUGAAUACAAUGACACAUACCAGAAGGUGUACUCCUACCUGCACCUUCCAGAGAUGCGCAAACAGGACAGUGGAACCUACAUUUGUGACAUUUCAACUUAUCCUUUGGGAACAUUGAGAACUGAAAUAAAGCUAACAGUUGAAGAUGAGAUUACAGUAGAAUGCAAUAUGGAAAACACCAUUGAGGUCUAUACUGGAGAAAAUGUGACUAUUGACUGCAACACAUCAUUUCCCAAUGCACAGUACAGGUGGGCCAAGAACAUGAACGUGUUGUCAGACAAUGAAUCCCUCAAGCUCCGGAUGGUGACUGAUGCAAAUGCGGGCAUUUAUACAUUGACUGUCAAAAGAGGGAAGAAAACUCUGAAUAAAGAGUUUAUCAUCACAGUGCUACCAGCGAGCACAAGCUGGAGGACAGACAUUUCCACGGUGUCGUCUCAGCAUCAGGACCAAACAACAACCAGGAACUUUGAAACAACAGCGACGACAAAUACUACUAAUAAUAAAAGCACCAGCAGUGUUACGACGGCACUGGAAGAGCUUUCAACCACCUCCACGAAUCCACCUUAUACCACUGUUACACCGUCCCCCGUCCCACGCAGUCACUUACCAAACACAACCACACCCAGCUAUGAUGGAACCACACAGGAAAUGAGAAGGAAUCAGACCGAGCUGCACACACCUCACACACAGGACACACUCUCAACGAGGCCAGAGGAGUCCAGCUCCUCUGGAAACGUCUCAUCUGAAAAACCCGAAGCAGCCCAAACUGUGAGCGAGGGAAGCAAAACAACAGUCACUCAGCUAAAGGUCACGGACAGUAAAGAUACCGAACGGGGGCAUCUGCUGCUGCUCCUAAUCAUCAUUCCGGUGCUGGUAUUGAUUGCUGUGGCUGGGUUUCUUUACAGAAGACAGGCUAUAAAAAGCAGAAUGGAUCUGCCGCCUCCGUUCAAACCUCCUCCACCUCCAGUCAAGUACACAGCUCCCAGACACUGCCAGACUUCCACUCAGCCUCUCUACACUUAGAGGUGUGACUCGAUAGAAAAGCAUAAAGACAUCAGUUAUUAUGUGACAAACUGUGCAUGAAAGUGCGCUAAUACUGUUGAGUGAGCUCUGCUGAAGCGUGCAGCCUUAAAAAAUGUACUGCUUACAUUGGUCAGUUGUUUAUUUGAGGAACGCUGAUAUUGAUGCGUGAUUGUGAAUAAAAGGUUUUUCUUAAUGGUUUUCUGAUACUUUGUCAUCAAUAUUCUGAAACUGUUGUUCCGUGUGUAGCAUUUUCUCCCACCUCUGUGAAUAAAAGUUGUUUUUUGUCA